Molecule: messenger RNA, 885 nt
Organism: Monoraphidium neglectum
Lineage: Eukaryota; Viridiplantae; Chlorophyta; Chlorophyceae; Sphaeropleales; Selenastraceae
Exons: 5
Coding region: 1-885 (294 amino acids)
Cellular component (GO): membrane
Source: RefSeq, a predicted model, not a curated record
AUGGCCGCCCCCACCAGCAGCAACGCCGCCAGCAGCAGCACCGCCGCCAGCGCAAACGCGACUGGCGGCGCCGCCGGCGCCCCCUCCGGCCCGGCACCUCAGCAGCAGCAGCAGCCUGCGGCGCCCCCGCCGCCGCCGUCGUCCCCGGGCCCCCACGGCGCCGCGGCGGCGGCGGCGCGCGCCCCCGAGGCGUCCGCGGGCGCGUUCCUGCGGCCCGUCUACGUAUUCGUCUUCUCCAUCCUCUUCCUAGGGGGCCUCCUGUUUGCCAGCAUGUCCCUGCAGCUGACCGCGGACGUCGGCUUUUUCGAGGCCCUCGGCCGCAUCACGCGCCGCGUGCUGCGCUCCAUCGCCUUCCGCCAGCUGGUGGUGAUCUCGGUUGCGAUCUUCCUCGUGAGGUUCGCGCUGAACAACGUGCUGCGGGUACUGGCUGCGUGGAGCAGCAGCCCGGUGCCGUGGGACAAGUCCAAGGUCUAUUAUGUGAUGAAAGAGGUCUACUCUCCCCUGGAGAUGCUGCUGUUUGUGGCGGGCUGCUGCACCAUCGCCGACUCCUUCCUGCCGCAGCUGAUCGGCGUGCCCAAAUCCACCGUGAACGCGGUGGUGCGGGCGGCGCUGAGCAUGAGCUUCGUGCUGGGGGCGGCCAACGUGGUGUUCAACCUGAAGAGCCGCUUCUGCAAGGAGCAGGCGUGGCAGUGCGAGAUGCAGGGCAACAUCACCAGCCAGCGGCGGUGGGAGGCCUACGACAAGCUGGGGACGUUCGCCAUCUACGUGUUCACCAUAUUCCUCAGCAUACAGGCCCUGGGGCUGGAGGUGCGCAGCGUGCUGGCAAUCGGAGGCAUUGGUGGCCUGGCCAUCGGCCUGGCUGGCAGGGAGAUCUAUGCCUUUUGA